Molecule: messenger RNA, 1213 nt
Organism: Nilaparvata lugens (brown planthopper)
Lineage: Eukaryota; Metazoa; Arthropoda; Insecta; Hemiptera; Delphacidae
Gene: mRpL47
Product: 39S ribosomal protein L47, mitochondrial
Exons: 6
Coding region: 273-1115 (280 amino acids)
Biological process (GO): mitochondrial translation
Cellular component (GO): mitochondrial ribosome; mitochondrial large ribosomal subunit
Molecular function (GO): structural constituent of ribosome
Source: RefSeq, a predicted model, not a curated record
ACACGGAACAAUGAGACUUGGAACAUGGGAGUGAUAAAAAUAAACAAGAAAUAAAUAACCUCAAAAAUAAAAACGCUGUUCGAAACCAUGCAAAUUUUCUAUGUUAAUUCACUUAAAAUUUGAACGAUUUGAAAAAUCUGUUAUUAUAACUUAUUCAAGUCAUUCAUCCUCAAAUUUCUAAUGAAUUUGAAUAAAAUUUAGAGUGAAUGGAUUAAGUAGGUACCGUAGUCUGUUUUUACUUAGCACUUGAAGCAAGCUUCAUAAACGUGAAUAUGUUCUUGAAAAACAUUUUUAGGUCUGUUUCGGUGGUUAAAGAUAUUUCUCUAAAAACGGAUUUCCUUAGGAAUACACCAGCCUUAUCAGCAAUAGCUCGAGUGCCAUGCCAGUAUUCAACGCAAAUCACACCUAAAGAACAAUCUGAAGUUAAACCGGCAGAGCCUGACUAUGAUGCAAAGCUCAGCGCAGACAUUACAAAGCAACUGAUGCAGUUUUUCGAUGAAAAGGACAACUGGGGUGCACAACGGGUUUACGUCGGUAGAGCCUGGAAAAAGGAAGAGCUACGUCUGAAAAGCAGCACCGACCUACAUAAACUAUGGUAUGUUUUAUUGAAAGAGAAGAAUAUGCUUUUCACAAUGGAACAUGAGUGUAAAUCGCAAAUGAGGAUAUUUCCAAAUCCAGAACGCAUCGAUAAGGUUUUGGAAAGCAUGGAUAACUUGGAAGAAGUGGUUAGAGAACGCAAUAAGGCCUUUCACUUGUUGGAGACUGGAGAAACUGGAGAGAGACCCUUCCAAAUGGUUUUCAACAAAUUGGGGUUGCGAAAUUUCUACAGAAUGUUUGAACACAUAGUUCCCAAGGAAUUGAACGAAAAAUACAAGGAUCAUAUAUUCUUCUACAGCUACAACGAGACUAAAAACUUUGUGAAGCUCUUUAGAGAAAAAUUGUGGGUGAAGAAGAGGAGGUCUAAAUUGCAAGAAAGAAGAUACAUCUUGCAGCUGUUCAAGCGAUUUCCCAACGUUGAUAAAAGCUACUUGAAAGAAUUAUAUCCAGAUCAAGAUAUUGAAAAACUACGACAAAGUAAGUUAACAGCCAGUCACUUACAGCAAAAGGCGAACUGAACGUGGCAUUUAGUUGAAUAUUUUGUUAAUCAAUUUUAUUGUAGAAUUUUCACAAUUUCAAUUACUGUAUUGUAAACAAUAAAACAAAUUAUUUAUGA